AUGGAUUACAUUGCUGGAUUUAUUGCUAUAUCCACAAUUUAUCAAACACAUAUGGCUCAGUGCAUUAGUAAAGCGAGAUUUGUUAAUGAUGGUACCAUUCAAAUUAUCAAAAACGAUCGCAAUGCCUGGCAUUUUCAUAUCCCGGAAUAUUUCGAUGUGAAGGGGGAAAAGUUAAAUUUAUUGAUGGAAAUGAUCGAAGAACGUGUAAAUAUGCUUUAUGAAAACGAAUUGAAAAGGAGCGAAAUGUAUAAGCGAUGCUUGUGGACAAUUUGUUUAAUGCUACCAUUGUAUAUUAUGGCAUCAGUUGGUUGGAUAAUCGCAAAUAUUUUUUUUUAUAAAAAACAAAGGCAAAAGUUAAAAAAAAGUGAUGAAGCAAAUAAUUGCAGUCAAAGUCAAGAAAGAGAGCGAUUGCUUGAACGAUACAAUCAAAUUCCACCACCAUCUGAUAUAUCUAUUAUAAAUCGGUCACCUUUAGCACUUACGUGGUCGAAUGAAGCGAAUAAUGAAGUGUAUUCGUCAUUUGAAAUGAAUCGCGCCCGAGUUGAAGCAAUUUUGAAGCGUAACAAUGAACCGCAAUUCAUGAGAAGAAUAUAG
Thelazia callipaeda (thelaziosis nematode) is the source of this 594-nucleotide messenger RNA. The record is from the annotation of a GenBank genome assembly. NCBI's taxonomy places the organism in Eukaryota, Metazoa, Nematoda, Chromadorea, Rhabditida, Thelaziidae.